AUGGGCAAGUCUAGGGCAAGGACAUUGGCUCCACGGGGAACGGCGCAAUGGGUGACAUGGAAAACAACAGAGACCACUCGCGGCUUGAAAGGGAAGUGGUGUCCAGUCAAACCCAGUCAGCCAAGCCCAUCCGUGCAAUCAUCUCCAGCAAAGUCUCCCAGAAAACAUAAUUCCGAUAGGGCAUGGGAUCAAUCGUCAACCGAUUUCAAUGCUGACUAUGAGGACUUUGGUAAUAAGGAACCAAUUGGUGCGCUCAACUUACCGUUAGGGAGAAAGAAGACAAAGAGCCCAAAUGAUUAUCUCCGGGAAUGGAAAUUUCGGACUGAUGAUUACCUCCGGAUCCUCCACGAAUGA
This is a messenger RNA of Suillus fuscotomentosus, 354 nucleotides long. RefSeq lists its product as uncharacterized. The record is from RefSeq and is a predicted model, not a curated record. The transcript is spliced from 2 exons. NCBI's taxonomy places the organism in Eukaryota, Fungi, Basidiomycota, Agaricomycetes, Boletales, Suillaceae. The coding region runs from base 1 to 354 and encodes 117 amino acids.